GGGAGGAGGAAAAAUCAGACGCAGAAGAAAGGAGUGCACACCGCAGCUGGAGCUUGCAGAUGUGCGUUGCUCCAAACAGCACGGGAAGGGUCCUUUGCACCAGAUCCCUUCCCCACCUGUGACGGGGGGACCCCUCUCCUUGCCCGCCCAUACAAAUUGACCUCCCUUAUCGGAACGCCCGAGCACUGCAUGAGAAAAGGGUGUCUGAGUGCGGCAGAGUGAGUUUGGAUUUAUUUUGUUUCCAGGAUCAGUACGUGCACACCCUAGGCCCUGGCGUACCAGUGCUGACUGCUGACCAGCCGGUCCCGAACCAGACCCUUCAGGAGGGAAAACCGGAGUCGUCUGUGGCCAUGGGGAUUGUGGACGCACCAGCUUUUGCAAUCUGACAGAGGCGGGUGAAAGCAAGUUGAGGGAAAAGACAUUCCCCUGAAGAGGAGCAGGAGAACAGUCCUCCAGCCCUGUCUGCGCUAGGUAAAGGACAGCCAGCCACGCCACUUGCUUUAGCCUAAAAACACCCCCCCCAAGCCCCGGAGACACACUUGCAGUUGAACUGAUUUUCCAGCAUGGACAUCAAGGAGUAUUUUGCCAGAAUUUCUUAUCAGGGCUCCUAUGCUAAGCCAGACCUGGCUACCUUGACGGAUAUAUUCCAGCACCACAUCCGAGCGGUCCCUUUUGAAAACCUCAGCAUCCACUGUGGGGAAAGCAUUGAGCUGGACCUGGAAGCGACUUACAACAAGAUAGUGAGGAAAAAACGCGGGGGCUGGUGUAUGGAAAACAACCACCUCUUAUCUUGGGUCCUGAAAACCCUUGGCUACCACGUCACCCUGCUGGGAUCAAAAGUUUAUGUCCCGGAGUACAAUGCGUAUGCAGAUGAAAUCGAUCAUCUGCUCCUAAAAGUGGUGCUUGACAACAAAUCCUACAUCGUGGACGGGGGGUUUGGGAUGUCCUACCAGAUAUGGCAGCCAAUGGAGCUGGUUUCGGGGAGAGACCAGCCGCAGACUCCUGGGGUCUUUCGCUUCCUGGAGGAGAGCGGGGUCUGGUACCUCGAGAAGGUGAAAAGGAAGCAGUGGGUUCCCAACCAAAGCAUCUCCACUUCCCAUAACACGGAAAAAGAAGUUUGCCGGCGGGUUUAUCUCUUUACCCUUCAACCACGAGACAUCGAAGAGUUCAGAGCCCGCAACACCCACCUGCAGACAGCGCCGGACUCGCUGUUUGUGACAAAGUCUAUCUGCAGCCUGCAGACCGCCGAUGGCAUCCGGGCUCUGGUGGGGUGGAAACUCACUGAGAUAAAGUACAAUUAUAAGGAUAAUAUGGAUCUGGUGGAAAUCAGAAUCCUUGCAGAUGAAGAAAUGGAGAAAACACUGAAAGAGCAAUUCAAUAUAACACUAGACAAGAAAUUUGUCCCCAUCAAUACUAGCAGGUUGUCUCUGUUUUAACUCACUGCUUGAAUUAUAAUUCAAUCCAGUGGCAUUACGUGCAAUCCUUCCCCCUAUUUCUGCCUAGCAUCUAAAGGUUAAGCUUUCUCUUUCCAUCUACAAGUGUAAGGCAGAACAUAUUAGCAUGAAUCUGGAAAAGAAAUUGAUUUUCACAACUGCUCCUGCAUCUUUCUUUGGCUUGGGUACAAAUAAUUUCUUCCUAGCUCAGUCAAAUCACUCCCCUUCUGUUUGUGCUUAGCUGGAAGCAGACUCUGCCCAUUCCCUACUCCUUUCAUCUCUUAAAAGCUUUUCCAAAUACACCCAGAGUAGCAGGGCAGAGCGAUGGAGCUGUGUGUCUCUUUCUUUAUUACUUUGCGCUGGGGAAAAUCAUACCCACCUCUUAAAUGAAUACCAUAUUAUUUUGGAAUUUAAUAGCCAGAAAAAAACAAAGAUGUCAAGCGCCAAGUUUGCUACAGUGAAGCCGUGAGCCUGUCCUUUUUCCUCUUGCGUUCACAACACGCUCUCACGUGGCAGUCGGACAGUCCCGUGCCUGUGCCGUACUGUGUGAAUACUUACGGAUGGGCUAUUUAUGGCCUAAAACUGAUGGUGGGAAAUAUUAACGGACAAUUCUGUCUGGUUUCAGACAUUACAUGACUCCCGUUCUCUCGGUGCCAUGACCAAAGAGCGGAGUUUCUUUGAACUGAAAGCAUCUCCCAUGCAUUUUGUUUGCUCCCACCCAGCAGCAGAUGCUGGGAGUACACACUCCGCUCCUAAGACUCUACUCUGAGUGUUAUUGCACAUUAAUUAUCGUGUCUGAACUCAAACACAUGCGCAGAAUUAUUUUUCUGAAACAUAUCUGUUCUGCUGAGGAUGUGUUUACAGUGAUACUAAUUAUAUUGAUAUAAGGAGAAACGAUGAAUCUUAAUCAGAUACCUAAAGGCUAAGAUUUUUAGUGUGAGAAAUUACUCAAAUGUAAUCAAUUUGCCCUUUGAGAUGAUGCUUGAUGUUCCUUUAUGUACAAAUCAUGGAAGUAUUACAACUAUGCACUUAUAAUUAAGAAAAUUAUAUAAAUGAAUUAUUUAAAUAAAAAAAUCAGGAAUUGUGAAGUAGAACUAUUCAGCUGUUUUUUCCCCAAAUUACAACGUGUAUCCCCA
This is a messenger RNA of Grus americana (Whooping crane), 2569 nucleotides long. Its product is annotated as arylamine N-acetyltransferase, pineal gland isozyme NAT-3. NCBI's taxonomy places the organism in Eukaryota, Metazoa, Chordata, Aves, Gruiformes, Gruidae. The coding region runs from base 564 to 1436 and encodes 290 amino acids. The record is from RefSeq and is a predicted model, not a curated record. The transcript is spliced from 3 exons. Gene Ontology annotation, molecular function: acetyltransferase activity.